Stylonychia lemnae is the source of this 1938-nucleotide messenger RNA. The record is from the annotation of a GenBank genome assembly. NCBI's taxonomy places the organism in Eukaryota, Ciliophora, Spirotrichea, Sporadotrichida, Oxytrichidae.
AUGCAAAUAUUCUAGUUGUCUAAGGAUAUAAUAUAGAGUGAAAAGCAGUUUGCAGUGUCUUUUAUUGCAAAAUUUUUCAUUGAAAUUGCUGACGAGACUAUUGGUUUAGAUAAAAUAAGAGAUAACUCUGCAUCUCUUACUUUAGUUUUAGAUACCAUGAUAGACUUCGGUUUACCAUCCCUUACCGAGAAAUCCAUAAUAGUAAAUAUGCUUUAGAAAUCAAGCGUGCUAGACAAAGCUUAGAAUGCCCUCUAUGGCCAAGUUAGUGAUAAGCAUUCUAAUUCACUUUUGAAUGCUGUGAGUUAGAUUACAAGCAAUCCCAAUGCUUUCUGGAGAUUCAAUACAAAUACUACGAAUGCUGGUACAGAUUUAUCUGCCCUUAAUUAAGAUGGAAAUAGCUCCUUAAGUGUUACAGCUUUUGUAAAAGACUGUUUCGUAGAUUUAAUUGAAUAUGUAGAUUGCAUUUUUAAUGAAGCUGGAGACAUUGAAUUAUAGCAGAUAACUGGAAAGAUUGAAGUGGAAACUAAAUUACCAGGAUCUAAACCUAAAAUACAAAUAAAAUGCAGAUUCAACAAAGAUAUAGAGGACUAUUAAUGUCAUAGAUAAUGUGAAAAUAGAGAACUCCAAAAUCUUGGGAAUCAUGAGUAUAGCAUCACUUCAUUUACUCCUCCCUUUGGAAAAUUUACACUUCUGCAAUAUGCUUGCAAACCAUUUAAAACAGCACUUCCUUUUCAAAUGAAAGCAAAUUACACUGUAAAUUAGUUAUCAUAAAAAUCAAGGACUUUACCUUUACAGGGAAUCUUAUUGAGUAAAUUAUUUGUAAUUUACAAGGAAAUUUAUCAAAAGAUGACUAGACAGUGUUUAGGGGAUGCAACUUUAAAAUUUAAGCUCGAGUUCUUACAAACUCCAUUUGUUCACUUAAGCAACACUCUGUCUAAUAGCUGUAAGGAUGAGAAAUUAGCAACAAUAUAAUUUUUCCAUUUCUUUGGAAUUAAGUCUGUGUGUAACUCUUCCUCAAGUUGCUUCAAUAAAUUGGUUGAUAUUCUUUCACCAGUACACAUCUCUCUAAGCAAUAAUAGUUCUGCUUUCACAGCAUCAAAUAGUGAUGACGCUACAGAAACUUCACGAUCUAAUAAUCUGAAUUUGCAAAUUCUCAUGACUUAUUAAACAUACCAUUCGAUAGUGAAAUAAUUUUUAAUUGUUUUUGUAAUGAAUAAUAGAUUUUAAGAUAGAGUAUGCGUAAUACUUGGAGGCACAAAGGGUAUCGGACUAGCCUCAGCGAAAAGAUUCGCCUCAGAAGGUGGAAUGGUAGUAACCACUUCAAGCUAAGACAAGAAUUUAGAGCAAGCCAGAGAGUAGCUUAAAGAUUAAAAACACAUUGAUGUUUAAAAGUGCGACAUAUCAAAGAGAGAUCAUAGAUAGUUAUUGAUAGAGUAUGUCAAGAAGAAAUAUGGCAGGAUUGACGUGUUGUUUCUUAAUGUUGGAACGAUCAUUUAUUUCGGUGAUUAAUUAGAUAUUACUGAGGAGUAAUAUGAUAGAUCCAUGGAUUUAAAUCUUAAAGCUACAUUUUUCAUGAUUAAAGAAGCCAAAUCUAUAAUGGCUCAAGGCUCUAGCAUUCUUAUAUCAUCCAGUAUGGCUGCUUUUGAUCCUUUUUAUAAAAUUGGAGUUUAUGGGUUAGCAAAAUCUGCAAUUAAUAAUCUUGUCAAAAGUCUCUGUGAAGAAUUAAGAUAAUACGAGAUUAGGAUUAACUCCAUUGCUCCAGGUCUAGUUGAUACUGAGAUGGUAUAAGAUGUGAUUUAAUAAAACCCUGAGAAAUAUAAGAAGAUAGCUGCAAGACCAGAGUAAAUUGCAGAUUUUGUAGCUUCAGUUUGCUCGAAGGACGGGAGCUAUCUUAAUGGAGAAUGCUACAUGAUCCAUGGAGGAUAUACAAAGCUUUGA